GCCCACUCCAGUCACAUGAUCAUCCUCACAGGUCCUUCAGCACAACCUACUCUAGCCUGCUAUAUUCCGCCCACAUACUACUGGUCACAUGAUUGUGACAUCACCACAGGUCCUACACCUCCGGCAUCUACUUGGUUACGAACAGGUUCUAGUCGGGCAGAAAGAAGAUUAUAUGAGGAGGAGGAUUGUUACAGUGUGUCACCCCAGUAGUAAGGAGAUUACAUGAGGAGGAGGCUCCUUUUAUUCAGGACUAUCCCCUCCAGCUGAUCCAGUUGUCUCCUCUUCCCCUGAAUGACCCCCAAGAAUGGACAAGGACAGGAAUGAGACGACUGAGAAAAUAUUACACUUCACCUUAGAGAUCCUCCACCUGCUGACCGGAGAGGAUUACACCAUAGUGAAGAAGACAUGGGGGGAGUGUGUGGCCCCCAGGAGCCAUCUCCAUGAGUCAGGAGAAAGGAGCAGGGCCCGGGGCCCCAUCAUGGAGCCUCCACCUCACUCACUGAUACAUGAGAAGAAGAUCCUAGAACUCACCCACAGGAUCACUGAGCUGCUGACUAGAGAGGUUCCUAUAAGGUGUCAGGAUGUGGCGGUCUAUUUCUCCAUGGAGGAGUGGGAGUAUGUAGAAGGACACAAGGAUCUGUACCAGGACAUAGUCAGGAUGGAGGAUCACCGGCCCCUCACAUCACAAGAAGAUGGAGAGAUCAUGGAGCGCUCCUCAGGACAAGAUGGAGAGAUCAUGGAGCGCUCCUCAGGAGAAGAUAGAGAGAUCAUGGAGCGCUCCUCAGGAGAAGAUGGAGAGAUCAUGGAGCGCUCCUCAGGAGAAGAUGGAGAGAUCAUGGAGCGCUCCUCAGGAGAAGACCUCCUUACCCCUAAUGUCCAUCCAGAUCUAUCCUAUAAUAAUUCUUCUGAUCUUGGGGAACCUUCUCCUCACCAAUCACACAUUGUUACCACAAGGACAGGUCAGAGAGGGGGAGAAAUGAUUCGAUGUGAUGAAUGUGGGAAAGAGUUUACAAGUAAAUCACAUCUUGUUAACCAUAAGAGAAUUCACACUGGGGAGAAGCCAUAUUCAUGUUCAGAAUGUGGGAAAUGUUUUAUACAGAAAUCAAAUCUUGUUUCACAUGAGAGAAGUCACAAAGGAGAGAAGCCAUUUCCAUGCUCAGAAUGUGGAAAAUAUUUUUCACGUAAAUCACAUCUUAAAAUACAUAUGAGAAGUCACACAGGAGAGAAGCCAUAUUCAUGUGCAGAAUGUGGGAAAUGUUUUAUACAGAAAUCUAAUCUUGUUUCACAUGAGAGAAGUCACACAGGAGAGAAGCUAUUUCCAUGUUCAGAAUGUGGGAAAUGUUUUAUAUAUAAAUCACAUCUUGUUGUACAUGUAAGAUAUCACACAGGAGAGAAGCCAUAUUCAUGCUCAGAAUGUGAGAAAUGUUUUGAAACAAAAUCAAGUCUUGUUAGACAUGAGAGAAGUCACACAGGAGAGAAGCCAUAUUCAUGUUCAGAAUGUGAGAAAUGUUUUGAAUCAAAAUCAAAUCUUGUUAAACAUGAGAGAAGUCACACUGGAGAAAAGCCAUAUUCAUGUUCAGAAUGUGGGAAAUGUUUCAGAGAGAGAUCACAGCUUGUUGUUCAUGAGAGAAGUCACACAGGAGAGAAGCCAUAUUCAUGUUCAGAGUGUGGGAAAUGUUUUAUUACUAAAGGUAAACUAACCUUCCAUCAGAGAAUUCACAGGGAUGAGAAGCUGUCUUGACAUUCUCUGUGUUUUAUAAGGAGUCCAGAGAGAAGGGCACCUUGUGUCUUAUUUUUCUUUCAUAUAUAUGUAUAUAAAAUGGACAUUCUUGGUGGAUUCAGUAAUACCAAAUAAAUGUAUAGCAUACUCAAGUUAUUUAACCUAAGGGGUUAAACCUCCUUAACGGGAUACUCCGCCCCUAGACAUCUUAGUUCUUAUCCAAAGGAUAGGGGAUAAGAUGUGUUAUCACGGGGGUCUCGCUGCUGGGGUUCCCUACUGCACUUAGCGUUCGUUUAGAGCGUCGGGUGCAGCGCUGGAGGCUCGUGACGUCACAGCCAAGCCCCCUCAAUGCAAGUCUAUGGGAGGGGGUGUGGCCAUGACUCUAAGCAUCGCCAGUCUACAGCCAGUCGCUCCGUGCACUGGAUGUCUGAGGUCCCACAGUUGAGAUUGUGGGGGUAAAUUACUUCUAUUAAAAAAAACGUAAUCCUUCCAGUACUUAGCUGCUGUAUGCUCCACAGGAAGUUGUGUAGUUCUUUCCAGUCUGACCACCGAACAACACAACUUCCUGCGGAGAAUACAGCAGCUGAUAAGUACUGGAAGGGUUAAGAUUUUUUAAUAGAAGUCAUUUACAAAUCUGUUUAACUUUCUUGCACCAGUUAAUAAAAAAUAAAAAUGUUUUCAGCUGAGUACCCCUUUAAAAGGAGGAAGUACAGGGGGGGCCAUUUCUAUGUAUACACCUUAAUAACAUGGGGAUGGUUGGUGAUAAUUUCCGGUUUGCGGCACAUUAGUAUAUGUGAAGGGGGGGGGGGAAGUUUUCAAGAUGGGUGGUGACCAUGGCGGCCAUUUUGAAUCCAACUUUUGUUUUUUCAAUAGGAAGAGGGUCAUGUGACAUCAAACUUAUUGGGAAUUUCACAAGAAAAACAAUGAUGUGUUUGGUUUUACUGUAACUUUAUUCUUUCCUGAGUUAUUUAUAAGUUUCUGACCACUUAUAAAAUGUGUUCAAUGUGCUGCCCAUUGUGUUGUAUUGUCAAUGCAACCCUCUUCUCUAUAUACUGCUAUAUACUACUAUAUACACCGCAGGAGAAAUGCUAGCACAGGC
Molecule: messenger RNA, 2819 nt
Organism: Hyla sarda
Lineage: Eukaryota; Metazoa; Chordata; Amphibia; Anura; Hylidae
Product: oocyte zinc finger protein XlCOF6.1-like
Exons: 5
Coding region: 305-1741 (478 amino acids)
Biological process (GO): regulation of DNA-templated transcription
Source: RefSeq, a predicted model, not a curated record